Molecule: messenger RNA, 1716 nt
Organism: Hypomesus transpacificus
Lineage: Eukaryota; Metazoa; Chordata; Actinopteri; Osmeriformes; Osmeridae
Product: lipopolysaccharide-binding protein-like
Exons: 16
Coding region: 141-1535 (464 amino acids)
Molecular function (GO): lipid binding
Source: RefSeq, a predicted model, not a curated record
UCACUGAGAGGAAGCUAGUUUAUAAACUUCUCAAAAUAAGGAAGUGGGGAUGUCACAAGGAGAAACCUUGAACCAAACUGCAAACAUCUACAGCUGCUUUCUAUAAACCGGUGGGUAUCCAGAAGGGUCUCGUCUGCAGCAUGUUGCCUUACCUAGUGUUUCUGCUGCUGAGUCUCUCCACACACACACAUGGAGAGAACCCUGCUAUCAAGCUCAUCCUCACAGACAAGGGACUUCAGUAUGGGAAACACCUGGGAGCAGGGUUUGUGCAGGACAGGAUAAAGGAUAUGUCAUUUGCCGACAUUAAAGGAAGAAUUGGCCUAGUGAAAUAUGUCCUCAGUGGGGUGUCUGUUUCUCAGUGUGAUUUCCCAGAACCCACAGUGGACUUUUAUGAUGGGGUCGGCUUCAAGACAAUGAUCUCUGGCCUGAAUAUCAGAGUGAUCGGGAAGUUGAAAAUCACAUUGGGAUUCAUACAUGUGGGUGGUUCCUUUGACCUGGCAGCUUUUAAUGUAGGUGUGACUUCUGUGGUGAGGCUGGGUGACAAUGAGGGACACCUGUCAAUCUCCAGCAAGGCCUGCUCUGCUGAAAUUGGUGAUGUCAGCAUAAACUUCCAUGGUGGUGCCAGUUCAAUAUCCAAGAUGGUUAUAAGCCUUUUUAAGGGUCAUUUCAAAGGUGAAAUUCAGGGUAAAAUCUGCCCAGCAAUCCAGCAGCAAAUAGAGGACCUGGAGAGACAACUAGCGGCCAUUGCAGUCUCCUUUCAGGUUGGUUCUGAUCUGGUUUUGGACGUCCCUCUCUCCAGCUCCCCCCUUGUGGACUCUGCCAGCCUGGAGCUGGACUUCAAGGGUGAGUUCUACAGUGCCAAGAACCACACAGAUCCUCCCUUCCAGGUGCAAAACUUCUCUCUGACCCGCCAGGACUCUUACAUGCUCUCAGCGGGCAUGUCUGAGUUCACCGCCAACUCGGUUUCUUACUCCUACUUCUCCACUGGGGUCCUUGUGGCCCGCAUAACAGACAAAAUGAUUCCAGCGGUCUCUCCUCUGCGUCUCAAUACCAGCUCCUUUGGUAAAUUCAUCCCUCAGCUGCCAAAGCUCUUCCCUGACCUGCUGAUGGAGCUCAGUGUGUCAGCCAGGAAGGUCCCCAUGUUCUCCUUUCUACCUGGGGAGGUGCAGCUGGGUCUCCCAGGCAUGGUCACCGCCUUCGCCGUUCAGAACAACGCAACCCUCACCCCGCUAUUCAAGCUGCAAGCUGACUCAGUCUUCAGUGGUCAGGUCUCCAUCUCAGGGAACAAGGUCCGAGGGUCCGCAGCGCUGAGCAAUUUUACCCUCACACUGGUGUCCAGUGAAAUUGGACCGUUCAAGACUACAGACCUUGAGAACUUGUUGCGGUUUGGGAUAAAAACUGGAGUAUUGCCCGAACUGAAUGCCAAACUGGGAGAGGGGGUGGUUUUACCCAGCCUACAUCACAUCCAGCUGGUCAACCCAGUCCUGAAGGUGAAAAAGGGUUUUGUAGAUUUUUCCUCUAAUGUUGCAGUCUAAUCUGUAGAGAAGGGGCACCACAAGCCAAGGCCAACAAUUCAACUGACUGUUGGUUUCUGUAAAUAUGACUACAAAACAUUGUAUCACAAGAUGAUUGCUACUGACUAGCUGAAUUAUAACUGAAAUAUAUUGCUGACAGGUCUAAAUAUGUACUUUUCACAAAUACAAUUGCUAAAAUGUU